AUCCUAGCAACAAUAGACGCUAGCGGCCAGCCUCAUCUAGCGGGGAACGUAACAUAGUUUUCUGACGUUUUAUAACUUCUGCUGAGCGAUUUUAGCCAAGGAGAUGGACGUAUCACUCGAGGCACAAACCAAACCGCUAUCUACCCUAUCGGCUUUCAGUUACAUCCCAACCCGAAGAAAUGAAUCUAAAGAAAGUUCUUACUUUAACACAGAAUCAAAGGUCCCAGAAAUGUCCAUGUAUGACCAGGUACACCACCAGGCUGAGGGUUAUGACAUGAGACUGCACAGGGAAGACAGAAAACACGAUAAAGGAAGAGGACUAAACAUAAACGAGGAGGAGAAGUCCAGACCUGUGCCAGUGCUGUCCUCUUCAGAAUACGGGCGCCGACCUGUUCCUGUUCUCUAUCAGACAAACCGACAGUAUGCACGUGUGGCUUGCAUAAAAGCGGAAUUUUUCAUGAAAAAUGGGAUCAUCUGGAAUGUGGCUGAAGGCUACGGAUCAGUGGCUCCUAUUUAAAAGUAUGCGAUCAAAGUGUUGGUUUGAAUGAUAAAUGAAGCUUUGAAUGAUAAA
Monopterus albus (swamp eel) is the source of this 571-nucleotide messenger RNA. RefSeq names its product cilia and flagella associated protein 90 (gene cfap90). Lineage: Eukaryota; Metazoa; Chordata; Actinopteri; Synbranchiformes; Synbranchidae. The record is from RefSeq and is a predicted model, not a curated record. The transcript is spliced from 3 exons. The coding region runs from base 104 to 517 and encodes 137 amino acids.